Molecule: messenger RNA, 1256 nt
Organism: Trifolium pratense (red clover)
Lineage: Eukaryota; Viridiplantae; Streptophyta; Magnoliopsida; Fabales; Fabaceae
Exons: 1
Coding region: 193-1095 (300 amino acids)
Source: RefSeq, a predicted model, not a curated record
UACCCUGUGACACCACUCACCCAUACCAUACAAAUAGUCAACAAAUUCAUCACAACCCUUCAAUCCUCAUCAAUCAAUUAUUAUCUUAUAAAAAUAAAUCAUACAUUUUUGUGUUAUAUAUAUCCAACACCAACCAACCAUAAACCUAUUGAUUCAAUCCACAAAGUUAGAUUAGAACAACAAAAAGAAAAAAUGGAAGUGUUGUCACAUAGUCCUAAUCAAAGUCCUACAAUGAGUCCUACAAUGGAUCAUUUUAAUUUCAACAUGCUUUCACCUUAUCUAAGUGCACCUUCUUCACCAAAACGUUUUGGUGAAGCUUUUUACUUAAGUGCCCCUACUAGCCCAUCAAGAUUUUUCUCACAAUUUGAAGAUGAAGAUGUUGGAUUUGCAUUUUCUGUUAAUAGAGAAUCAGAUUCAUCACCUCGUUCAGCUGAAGAACUUUUCCAUGGUGGAAAAAUCAAACCUUUAGAAUCUGCUACAUCACCUCUUUUAUCACCAAAUAGAGUCAAAAAAUCUCCAAUUUCAAAAGGGAAAAAAGCUAUAAUCGAAGCUUUUUCACCAAAGAACAAAAAAGAUUCAUCUUUGGAAAGAAGAGGAAGAGAUAGAACACCAGCUUCUGAAUUUUCAAAUUCUGGUAGAAGAGUGACACGUUCACAUUCUCCAUACAGAACAUCAAAAUACACAUGGGUUGAAGAACAACAACGUAAUCAUCAACAACAACAACAACAACAUAGUAACAACAAAGAAGAUUCUGUUGAAGCUGUUCCUGUUACAAAUUCAUCAAAGAGUUCUAGGAUAUGGAGAUUAAGAGAUUUUUUGCUAUUUCGUAGUGCAUCAGAAGGAAGAGGAACAAGUAAAGAUCCAUUCAUAAAAUACCCUGUUUCAUAUAACAAGAAAUUAUCUGAAGAAGGUAAAGUUUUAUCAUCAAUUCCACCAAUUCCAAGGUCUAGAAGAAAGGAAAAUGGUGUUUCUGCACAUGAAUUGCAUUAUGCUAGAAAGAAAGCUGAAUCUGAAGAUUUGAAGAAGAGAACUUUCUUGCCUUAUAAACAAGGGAUUUUGGGUAGGUUGGCUGGUUUAGGAUCAAACACAAGAUGAAUGUCAUGAAUUUUCUUCAUUCAUUCAUUCAACCUCUCAUAAUUUAUUUUUUUCAUGCAUAAAACAAAAUGUAAUUCUUUUAUUGAAAUUUAGAAUAUACAUCAAAUUUUUGAUACAAUUUUAUCUUAUUCUUAUUAUAUGAAUUAUUAUUUUUUGUUCGA